Messenger RNA from Sclerotinia sclerotiorum 1980 UF-70, 1434 nucleotides. RefSeq lists its product as hypothetical. Gene Ontology annotation, molecular function: FAD binding. The transcript is spliced from 3 exons. Bases 1 to 1434 code for a protein of 477 amino acids. Lineage: Eukaryota; Fungi; Ascomycota; Leotiomycetes; Helotiales; Sclerotiniaceae. The record is from RefSeq and is a predicted model, not a curated record.
AUGUCUGAAGCAAUCAACGCCUUGGGGCUUGCCUUCCCCGACACACAAGUUUUUGUGCGAAACACAAUAGAGUUUGAUGAAUUAAAUGGUUCAUACCUCUCAGCAUUGGAAAGCGACAUCACACCAGCCUGCAUCUUCCUGCCCAAGACCAAAGAAGAGGUCAAGUCCUUCAUCCAAACGGUCAAACCAUUUGUGGCGAGCGGUAAUAUUGCAUUUGCUAUUCGUGGUGCUGGACAGGUACCACUUCCAGGCAGUGCCAACAUUGAGAAUGGUAUUACCCUUGACCUCAGAAAUCUGACUGGAGUGGAGUGUAAAGAUGGUAUUGUCUCAAUCGCGGCAGGUGAGCGAUGGAGUACAGUCUACCAAAGAUUGGCAGCUGAGGGACUCGGUGUAACCGGAAGCCGAUCCGGGAAUGGUGGUAUCGGAGGCUUAGCCUUGGAAGGUGGUCUUUCCUUUUUUUCGUCUCGCGAAGGCUUUGUGAGCGACAACGUCGUCAACUAUGAGGUCGUUCUAGCAUCUGGUGAAAUUGUCAAUGCCAACGCUUCUGAAAACUCCGAUCUUUGGACCGCUUUGCGAGGCGGCUCGAACAACUUCGGUAUCGUUACCAGAUUUGAUAUGAAGACAUUUCAACAAGGAUCUUUCUGGGGUGGCAGUGUGUACUAUUUCCCGGCGAGUUUCCCUAGUCAAAUUGAGGCUUUAGUCAACGAAAUCAAGAAACCGAAUGCAUCGGUGGAAACACAGCUCAUGGUUAGCAUCGGUUACGCUGCUGCUUUCGGUAUGAUCGCAUGUCAAAACCAAGUAUACUACACGAGAGAAGCCACCGAAACUCCUCCUGUUCUUCAACCAUUCACCGCAAUAGAGCCGCAGAUUGAUGCGCUCAAUAGUUUGCGAGUGUUGAAUUUGACAUCUGCUGCUACAGAGCAAGCUGCUGAUGGCCAAACUAGCCAAAGGGUGUCGUAUAUGAACACGGUGAUUAAAGCGGACAUUGCCACCCUGCAAGAGGCAUCCACGAUCUACACAACUGCUCUCUCAAACAUCACGUCCAUCGCAGGGCUUAUCGGCUCUCUGACUCUUCAACCAUACCCUGUGUCCUUGCUCCAAAAGUCUGUGGAAAAUGGCGGAAACUCGUUGGGAUUGUCACCUUCCGAUGGACCACUAGUCUCGAUUUUACUUCUCACGACCUGGCAGAAUAAGAGUGAUGAUGAAAUAAUUUUCAAAACAAUGAGAGGCGCACUUGAAAAUAUCAAAGCAGCAGCAGUUGCGAAAAAUACAUCGGUUGAUUAUGUGUUCAUGAACUAUGCCGCUGAUUUUCAAGACCCUAUUUCAUCAUACGGUGAUGAAAAUAAGAGAAAAUUGCAGAAUGUGAGCAAGAAGUAUGAUCCAGAAGGAUUGUUCCAGAAGGGUGUACCAGGAGGAUUUAAGCUCUUCGUUUGA